AUGUUCUCCAAGACCUUCAUCGCCGCUCUCUUUGCCAGCUCCGCUGUCGCAUCCCCAGUCGCUGCCCGCUCUGCAAGCGAUGCCUUUGGCCUCAUUUCCAUCAAAUCCGGCUCCAACCUCCAAAACCAAGCCAUCAACGCCUUCCAAGGUGGUCUCUGGAUCGGAAAAGAACCUUCCUCAUACUGCCCACUGACUGAGGGCUGCCCUGACGGAAAAUACACAUCAUUUGUCGCUGGAGCUGACAACACUCUCUUCUUGAACACCGAGGUUCCAGGUGGUCAACAAGUCUACCUUGCAGACAGCUACGCUGUUUCCUAUACCGUUCCUCACUCCGCCGACACCCACGGUGGAAAGGUCUCUGGAUUCACCUACACUGCCGGCGAGGGUAGCAACUUGGGAUCAUUGUCCUUCAGCACCGAGGGAUCCGGAUUUGUUGCUUGCGCCACUGAAGUUGGUGUCUACCAAGUUUUCAUUACCCCCAACGGAGAGGGUACUGGAAACUGCACCGGUAUUGCUGUCGCCACUGUUCCAAACACUGUCGCUGGUCCUUCCGCCUGGGAGUACUAA
Sclerotinia sclerotiorum 1980 UF-70 is the source of this 567-nucleotide messenger RNA. RefSeq lists its product as hypothetical. NCBI's taxonomy places the organism in Eukaryota, Fungi, Ascomycota, Leotiomycetes, Helotiales, Sclerotiniaceae. Bases 1 to 567 code for a protein of 188 amino acids. The transcript is spliced from 2 exons. The record is from RefSeq and is a predicted model, not a curated record.